Molecule: messenger RNA, 229 nt
Organism: Dentiscutata heterogama
Lineage: Eukaryota; Fungi; Glomeromycota; Glomeromycetes; Diversisporales; Gigasporaceae
Source: the annotation of a GenBank genome assembly
AUGCCUGAAAGUGUCACCACAAGUAAUCAAUAUGGAUACGAAAAUCAACAACAAAGAGCAACGGUUCCCUUCCAGCAUUUUCCUGCGGUCACACAAGCCACAAAUAGCUUAAAUCAAAUGCCACAAGUAACUACCACUUAUUCAUUCGUCCCAACACCAUUAAUUGGACAAGUAUCACAACCUGCGACCGGAGUAAAGCCCAAAAGACAACAAGUAAAAAAUGCGUGUG